Molecule: messenger RNA, 1758 nt
Organism: Parathielavia appendiculata
Lineage: Eukaryota; Fungi; Ascomycota; Sordariomycetes; Sordariales; Chaetomiaceae
Exons: 11
Coding region: 1-1758 (585 amino acids)
Source: RefSeq, a predicted model, not a curated record
AUGUGCCACGCUAACAAACACACCAGGGUUGGAUUUGCCGAGCUCAGUGUGUUGCUGCAACAACCCGUUUCAGAGUUUGCCCGAGGCGACCUGCGAAACCCAAUCCAGGUCCGCCUCCCGGGGCUCUGCCGCGUUUGCUACAAUCUGGAUCCUUAUGCGGCGCCACAGGACCGCCCCGGCGAAGACGGCCCGCCGCCAUGGGCUAGAGCUGAGUAUACAAUCCGUCCCGGGACGCCAAUCGCGAAUAUCAAAGUCGACGAGUCACCGGAGCUGCUCGAGUCAUACGGCGCGGGCACAAUUCCGACUCUGAGGACAGCAAUGCAAUCGCUGCUCGAUCUCGGACUAGUGCGGCCCGAGGGUUCAACCGUGAACUGGGAGAUCGAGAUCGCAAUAGAGAUCUACAGACAGAACAUUGCCCUUGAGCAGGAAACAGGUAACAAGUUGGUUGAAUCUGACAUCGAGACAUACAUGCUACACCCCAAGUGCUCACGACCAGGCCAUCUGCCGAAGUUGCCGGACCGCGUCAUCUGGGUGAAAGCGCCCUCGAGUGAGACGCCUAGCGGCAUCCGGCUGGCUGAAACCCAAAUGCACAGGACGAAGCGAGCCCCCUACCUGACGCUGAGCUACUGCUGGGGCCCCGUCUCGCCCUUGACGUUCCUGACCGACGCAUCUACUCUUGAAGCGCGUAAGGCGGGCAUUGCCUACGCGGAUCUGCCACCGCUCUUUCAGAACGCCGUCGACCUUGCAAUACUCCUUGGCAUUGAAUAUGUCGGAUCGACCAGCUGCUCCAAGAUGGGAACCAUUUACGGCAACGCCACGCUGACCAUCUGCUCUGCUUCGGCUACUUCUGAGAGCGACCGCAAUCCCGUCGACCGAGUCCCGAGAUGGAGCACGUACGACAUCAUCAGGGACGCUAGCAUAGGCAGAUUCCCCUUUCAGGUCCGUCGGCGGUCGCAACGUUUGGGAAUGGAGGCUCGGGGCGGUGAUUACGGCAAGUAUCAAAACGAGCGUGGAUAUGGCAAGAGCAGCUUCGGCGAGGGUAUGACAAGCCCGGCGUGGAGCGCCCAACUCGACAACGUCACCCACAGGACGCGGAUGGACAUGGUGGAAGAGUACACGCAACGGGCCAUUACGCGCCCGUCGGACCGGCUGCCGGCCAUGGCGGCCAUCAUGCGGCGGAUCGCCAAAGCACGCGGCUGGUCGCCGCUGUACGGCAUGUGGGCAGACGCUCCGGUGGACAGCCUCGGGUGGCGAGCCAAGAAGUGGGAUGGCCCCGUAUCCAGGCAUCUUCGUAGGGUGCAUCCGGGCUUCUACGCGCCGACUUGGAGCUGGGCUAGCGUCGAGGGCCCGGUCUCGUAUCUGAACGUCAAGCGGACGGACCCCCACGAUCUCGCGGUUGCCGACCUCGAGGUGGGAAAGUGGGAUGCCGCGGUCAUCACCGUCAACGGCCGCGACGGUGAACUUAGACAAAGCAGCUCUGGGAAGAACAUCUUUGACUACCGCUAUGCCAUACCGGGUCUGGCGCGAACAGGGAAUUCCGAUGGCGCCAUGCCCAUCACCGCCGACGUCGCCUUACAACCGUGGACGGGUGUCGUCAACGGCGAGAACGCCUCGACCAGGCAGACGCUGAGGUGUCUUGUUCUUGUCUUGGGCCGAUUACCACGUAUACCAAGGGCUUGGGAACGCAUCGCCACGGUUGCUGGGCCUGAGACAGUUGCCUUUGACCUCGCUGAGAAAAUUGUUCUCGACAUUGCUUGA